AUGUCAAACGACAUAGAAAUGGAUAUCCCACCGCCCCAUCGUUAUGCGCAUACCCGCGAAAAUCGAACCAUCACACCAGGCGUCGACAACCUCGGCCCCAGCUCACCAGGCGGCGGAAUCAGUGGAAUCGCUCUAGGAAUUGCCAAUACACACAGUCGCCAGAGCGGGAUUGACGCAUCUCGAGGAAACGACGGAUACAUCGGGCCCGCAGAGCGCGAUUUUAACACAACCGGCUCAGACACUCCAUACGUACCCUCACCAGGCUAUCCAAACGACCAGUUUCAUCCGGAACAUCUCCACGCUAUGAAUAUGGCGAGGGGCGGCGCCGUCGCUUCCCCCGGUAUGCAGACUCCCAGUCAGUCGUCGUCGCAUCUGAGCGAUCCUGCACACAGCACAUACCAAUACCCCGCGCCCUAUGCGGGUAUCACCGACGGACCUUAUCAGCGACACUCGACGGCGUACAGUAAUGGCGAGAUGACGAAUAUUAACCCUGACGACAUCGCCGAUGAUGGUGAUGAAGACUUUGCUCCGAGAAAUAAAGCUGCGCCUGUUGCGGGCGCGGCUGCUGGUGCCGCUGGUGGUGGUCUGCUGAAAGGUUUCCUUGGUCGGGAGAAGAAUGCUGAUGUUGCGUACAAUUCAGUUCCUGGUGGUGGGUUGGAGGGAGGUGGCGGAUCGGGGAGAUCACCAAAUAAUGGAUUGGAGGGACGCAAGAAGAUGGGCUGGAUUGUCGGUCUUGUUCUUGCGUUUGUGAUUGUGGGUGCGAUCGUUGGUGGUGCUGUGGGUGGUACUAUUGGUUCCCGGCAUAAGGAGGACAAGUCCAAGACCGGCGGGGAAGAAACUGCCACCGGUGAUGCGAAGACAAAUGGAGAUCUCGACAAGGAUUCCUCCGAGAUCAAGGCUCUGAUGGGAAAUAAGGAUCUCCACAAGGUCUUCCCUGGAAUGGACUACACGCCCUGGGGCGUGCAGUACCCGGAGUGCAUCAAGUGGCCUCCGUCGCAGAACAAUGUCACCCGUGACAUGGCUGUUCUGUCGCAGUUGACUAACACGGUGCGGCUUUACGGUACGGACUGUAACCAGACUGAAAUGGUUCUUCAUGCGAUCGAUCGUCUCGAGCUGAAGGAUAUCAAACUUUGGCUUGGUGUGUGGAUCGACUCGAACACUACCUCUACCGAACGACAGAUCAAACACCUCUACAAACUUCUCGAUGAUACUAAGGAUACGUCUAUCUACAAGGGUAUCAUUGUCGGAAACGAAGCCCUCUACCGCGCCGGCUCGAGCAAGGCAUCCGCCCAGACUACCUUGAUCUCGUACAUCAAAGAUGUCACGAGCGAGGUUAAGAAGCGCAAUCUGAAUGAUUUGCUGAUCGCCACUUCCGACCUGGGUGACAAUUGGAAUGCAGAGUUAGUGGAUGAAGUGGAUGUCGUCAUGUCCAACGUCCAUCCCUUCUUCGCCGGUGUCAACGUCGACAUUGCUGUUGGGUGGACAUAUGAUUUCUGGCAAAGCCAUGACGUCGUCUUGACCAAGGGCACGAACAAGAAGCAGAUCAUCUCAGAGGUCGGGUGGCCUAGCGGCGGCGGCAAGGAUUGCGGUGAUAGCAAGGUCUGCGACGAAGACACGCCUGGUUCUGUCGCCAGUAUCGAGAACAUGAACAAAUUCAUGGCUGACUGGAUCUGUCCGGCGCUGGAAAAUGGAACUGAUUAUUUCUGGUUCGAGGCUUUCGACGAACCAUGGAAAAUCCAGUUCAAUACAGAAGGAAAGGAAUGGGAGGAUAAAUGGGGUCUGAUGGACCCUGGACGCAAGCUUAAGAAGGGUCUCAAGAUCCCUGACUGCGGCGGCAAGACUGCCUCUUAA
This is a messenger RNA of Penicillium griseofulvum, 1851 nucleotides long. RefSeq lists its product as uncharacterized. Bases 1 to 1851 code for a protein of 616 amino acids. The transcript is spliced from 2 exons. The record is from RefSeq and is a predicted model, not a curated record. Gene Ontology annotation, cellular component: extracellular region; cell surface; fungal-type cell wall. Gene Ontology annotation, molecular function: glucan endo-1,3-beta-D-glucosidase activity; 1,3-beta-glucanosyltransferase activity. Gene Ontology annotation, biological process: cell wall organization. NCBI's taxonomy places the organism in Eukaryota, Fungi, Ascomycota, Eurotiomycetes, Eurotiales, Aspergillaceae.